Stylonychia lemnae is the source of this 885-nucleotide messenger RNA. NCBI's taxonomy places the organism in Eukaryota, Ciliophora, Spirotrichea, Sporadotrichida, Oxytrichidae. The record is from the annotation of a GenBank genome assembly.
AUGAAAAGACAACUACAUUAGAGGCAUUAAUGUGAAAGAUGUAAUAAAGCAGAUCAGAAUCUUCAGAGUUAGCCAAAGAGAGUUAAGACCAGUCAUAAAAAGCCAAAUAAACUUAUCAAUAUCUAACCUAGAUUUUUAAGCGGAACUAAAAAAUAGCUAGAUAAUUUAGAGAACAUUGGAGUAGAUGCAGAUCUUAAAGAGAUUGAUUAAAAUUAGAGAGAUUCUAUUCUGUUUGAAAAUAACAUGGCUGAUUGUGUUAGCCAAGUUGAUGUGAUAGACUAGGUUGAUCCACUUCAUUUGGAAUAGUUUGAGAUAUUAAAGCAAAAUGUCUAAAAUAUAUCACCUUUAGCUAACAACAAAAAAGUUAGAAUAUAACUUCAACAGCAACAUUAAGAGUUAUAAUUGAGUGAGUAAAGUCAAUCAAAAAUAUAUGAUGAAAAUGAUUUCUCGCAAUAGUCUAUGAUAUAGUCUUUCAUAAAGAAGUCUAUAAGCAUCAAUAGUCAAAAUUAGAUCCAGCAAAGUUUCUGCUAACAUCAUAGAUCAAGUCUGUCCAAAGAGUUGUUUGAUUAUAAAAAUGAUGAGUUAUCUAUUUGUGAAGAGCUAGACUAAGAUCAUAACUGUAAUAGUGAAGUUUCUCAAUUUCAAAUUGAGAUUGAAUCUAAUACUCAGCUUUAGCAAUAGACCUGCUACUUAGACAAGGCUCAGAUAAUUGAUACAACAUUAUCAUUCUUCAGUGAGACCGACCUUAACUUUUAUGAAAAGGAGAAGGAAAGCAUAAAAGUUGAUUUGAUGAAUUUGCUAGGUGACGAGCACUACUUAACUCACAACUAAAAUAGUUUAUUCAAUCAAACUAAGUCAUAGAUCUAGCUUUUGAAUUUGAGAUGA